This is a messenger RNA of Brachypodium distachyon (stiff brome), 1624 nucleotides long. Its product is annotated as protein transport protein SEC13 homolog B. Bases 408 to 1325 code for a protein of 305 amino acids. Gene Ontology annotation, cellular component: COPII vesicle coat; nuclear pore outer ring. The record is from RefSeq and is a predicted model, not a curated record. Gene Ontology annotation, molecular function: structural molecule activity; protein binding. The transcript has 2 exons. Gene Ontology annotation, biological process: COPII-coated vesicle budding; protein import into nucleus. Lineage: Eukaryota; Viridiplantae; Streptophyta; Magnoliopsida; Poales; Poaceae.
CGUGGAGUCCUCCGGAAGUCCGGAUCGAUCUGGGGAUUUCGCACGCAGUGCUCCCGAACGGAAGCCAACACGGUGCGACCGCCGCCGAGAGCAUCCUCUCCCGAUUUCUCCACGACCUCGCACCCGCGAUCCAGCGGCCACGCCCACCUCUCCCACACCGCGGCCUGCCCCAGCCAGCCAACCUCCCCCGACGCCUCCCCCAACGCCCGGAUCGAGACCCAUCCUCCCCCGACAGCGCCCCCCGUCCGGAUCGGGCAGCUGGUCUUGUCGGUCGCGCGAUUCUUCCGAGCGGCGACGGGAGGCAAGCUGCAGAGGAGGGAGACGUGGAAGGAAAAGAGGAGCCUGAGGCCGUCAACGCAAAACAGUCGGUUAACAUACCUUGAAGUUGAGAUUACCUAAUUGGAACAAUGCCUCCUCAUAAGAUAGAGACUGGACACCAAGAUGUGGUGCAUGACAUCGCCAUGGAUUACUAUGGGAAACGCCUUGCUACCGCAUCCUCUGAUAACACAAUAAAGAUCAUUGGCGUAAGUGGCACCUCGCACCAGCAACUUGCUACUUUGAGUGGACACCAGGGCCCAGUUUGGCAAGUCACGUGGGCUCAUCCUAAGUAUGGUUCCAUGCUUGCAUCCUGCAGCUAUGAUGGGCGGGUUAUCAUAUGGAAAGAAGGGAGCAAGCCUGAUGAGUGGGCACAGGCACACACUUUUGCUGAGCACAAGUCGUCUGUAAACUCCAUUGCUUGGGCACCUCACGAGCUCGGCCUAUGCUUGGCUUGUGGUUCAUCUGAUGGGAACAUCUCAGUCUUCACAGCUCGUUCUGAUGGAGGGUGGGAGACGACACGCAUUGAUCAGGCUCAUCCAGUGGGUGUGACAUCUGUUUCCUGGGCUCCAGCAAUGGCGCCGGGUGCUCUAAUCAGCCCAGGGCCCUCUGGACAGUUUGAGUAUGUGCAGAAACUUUCUUCUGGUGGUUGUGACAACACAGUCAAGGUGUGGAAGCUCACCAAUGGGAAUUGGAGGAUGGACUGCUUCCCUGCCCUUCAGAUGCACAGGGACUGGGUGAGAGAUGUUGCCUGGGCUCCAAACCUAGGUCUCCCAAAGUCCACAAUCGCCAGUGCCUCUCAGGAUGGAACUGUUGUUAUCUGGACUGCGCCGAAAGAAGGCGAGCAGUGGGAAGGCAGAGUUCUGAAUGAUUUUAGAACCCCUGUUUGGCGGCUGUCGUGGUCGCUGACUGGGAACAUACUGGCAGUCUCUGAUGGCAACAACAAUGUGACCCUGUGGAAAGAAGCUGUGGACGGUGAAUGGCAGCAAGUGACUACCGUUGAGCCAUAGAUGUCUGUUCUUACUCUCGCUGUGUUAACUGUUAUCAUAACAUAUGUAGUUUCACUUAUGGUACUUUCUAUGGCUUUGCUUAAAAAUACAGAUCCGUUCUGUAAGUGCUAUGAAGUUGCUUCUGUAGGAGAGAGCAGACAUGCUUUUGUCUCGGAUAGGAGCAGAAAACUAGAACUUGUUAUCCCAAAUGCGUGGUAUGGUGUCCAAUGCUGAACCGUUAUUUUUGCCAUAUUGUUUAUGUUGGAUCAUACUCCCUCCGUUUCAUAUGUUUCAUAUUAAUAUUAAGUGAUUUUCUAUUA